Messenger RNA from Dentiscutata erythropus, 1339 nucleotides. The record is from the annotation of a GenBank genome assembly. NCBI's taxonomy places the organism in Eukaryota, Fungi, Glomeromycota, Glomeromycetes, Diversisporales, Gigasporaceae.
GUUAACCCAAUUUGGGUUAAGUUUAGAAGUAGCAUUGGUUAGGAUAAAAAUCGAAGAAAUAACUGUCGGUGAAACGGAUGAAUCCGAAGUGAAAGAAUGCAAUCUCAUAAAUUCAAUCGUAUUAGGUGACGAUUCGUGCGUAUCACCACCGUCUAAACCAAAUAAACUUUUUGGAUAUUAUCAUGCUUAUAGGCCUAAUAGUAAACUGGGAAAAGAUUUUAAUAUCAGCUCAUCAAUCGAUUACAUAUACUAUGUUUCAUAUGGCCCAAAUGACCUUGUUAAUAAUAAUAAUGAUGGUGGUGGUCCAAGUGCACUUUUUAGCGCAUCUAAAUUUAACGAUCUGUUAAAUUAUAAAAAUAGUCAUCCACAACUAAAGAUUGACAUUGAUUAUCCAGUGAAGUUUCAAUGCAAUCCUUUCAUAGGAUCCAAUUUUUCAGUUUUCAUAAAUAGCAUAGCAUCACGAUUAACACUUCAAACAGGUAGUAAUAAUAAGAUGUUAACGAUUACGGCAGGCCAAUAUCCUAUAAAUAUGAGCUUCAAUAACAUUAGUUUUGUAAAUAUUAAGGCAUUUGGUCUUAAUAUAGAUACCGGAAACAUCAGUGCUGGAAUAGAACAAAUUAAGACAAUCUGGAAUAAUUGGAAUUCUGCUGGUUUAGAUGAUUCAAAAUUUGUUUUAGCUGUUGAAUUUGGUGGCAUAGCCGAAAUUGUUUCUUCUAGCAAUAUUAGGUCAGAUAUUGAUAAUCAACAACUUCACUUAGUAAAUGGCUCAAGUUCAGAUUUUAAAUACCCUUUUCCUAAUGAACCGAUUCAAGAUCAAUGUUACUCUGCACCAUAUGUAUAUUGGUCAUGGACAAAUUUAAGUGGUUUAUUAUCACAAUCAUCAUCAUGUCCUACAAAUCUAACUCCAUUGUCACCACGAUUAUAUGCCAAAACCGACUUUGUAAAUAGUAAUGGUCUAGCAGGGAUUGCGAUUGCCGAUAUCACCAAAGAUUCGAACGAUUUACGAUUGACAAACUUCAUUUCGGGAAUUCUACCACCUAGUCUGUCUAAUGGAGUACCUUUGUCUACAUUUGGAUCUACGCCAUCUCAGCCAUCGUCAAAUAAUACAGGUGCAAUAGUGGGCGGUGUAAUAGGCUCCUUUAUUUUUGUUAGCGUAAUAGCGGUAGCCGGCUUUAUGUUGUAUCGAAAACACAGAGCAAAAAUGUCUGAUCCACUCAUAGAUACAAAUAAUCAGACUUGCUCCGAUACAAAUCGUCAGGAUUACUCUGAUAUAAAGCACCAAGUUCGUCCAGAUACACAUAAUCGGAUUUACUCAGAUACAAAUCAUCAAACUUUCUAA